Vigna unguiculata (cowpea) is the source of this 1495-nucleotide messenger RNA. RefSeq names its product TATA-binding protein-associated factor BTAF1-like. Lineage: Eukaryota; Viridiplantae; Streptophyta; Magnoliopsida; Fabales; Fabaceae. The record is from RefSeq and is a predicted model, not a curated record. Gene Ontology annotation, molecular function: DNA binding; TBP-class protein binding; ATP hydrolysis activity.
GUCUAUUAAGUCAAGGAUUCCCGAAAGCAACUCAGCGUUCAAAUGGCCCAGCACAACCUUUACCCUACCCUUCGUCGUAUUUUCAGGUUCAUGUGUUAGACAAUGUGCCUUCUACGCUUCUACGCAUCGACGCAGAGGCUUAAGGGUUGAUGAAUACAAGAUCUUUGGAAUUCAAACACUUCGAUUUAAGAAUUUAUGUUCAGAUUUUAUUUAUUUAUUUACGACCUGAAAUCCACUGAGGUGGUGUUCAAGAAUAGCAAAAGAAAAUUGUUUUUGGUUUCUUUCUUAUCUAAUGUUUAUCAUCGUGUUUCUUCCACUCUUAUAGACUCGAAACUACUUGGAUGCGUGGUGUGUUUUCUUUUGGGCUGCAACACCAACAACUCUCUUUUCACAUAUGGACUUUAUGCACUCAUGAGACAUCAACUUGAUGCUGCAAUAGUAUUUUCAAAUUUAUUUCACAUAUGUACUUUAUGCUCAAUGGUAUUUUCUUUGAAUGCUUAUUUAUCAAAUGCUGUUGGCAGUUUGGGAGGUACGACAUGGUAGCGUGAUGGCACUGAGAGAGAUUUUAGCACAUCAAGGUGCUUCUGCUGGCGUAUUUAAACCUGACUCACCCAUGGGUGGGACCUUGUUUAUUGAAUUGGAAGACAAAAGUAUACCAACCACAUUGAAGAGAGAGAGGGAAAUUGAUUUAAAUAUGCAAUGUAAUGAAUCUACUGGCAGAAAUCUAUUCUCAAGAAGAUAUGGCGCCAAAUAUGUAUGAAGUUUUGAGAUUGGGAGACAAGGAAAUGGAAAAUGGAGGUGGUGGUUCUGGUGAUGGCGAUGGAGAAGAAAAUCCUUAUGUGCUUUCAACAUUGGCACAACGUUUGUGGCCCUUUAUGAGGCAUAGUAUCACAUCUGUUCGCUAUUCUGCAAUACGGACUUUGGUGGUACAAUUGUUGAUGUCUUGCCAUGAAUUUUCUAUCUUCAGGAGAGGCUACUUGAAGCUGGAUAUAAAAGAAGCAUGUCUGAGUUGUCUGGUGCUUCAUUCUGGCCCUCUUCUAUAUUUGGAGAUACCCUUAGAAUCGUAUUCCAGAAUCUGCUAUUGGAAACAAAUGAAGAUAUUUUGCAAUGUUCUGAGAGAGUUUGGAGUCUCCUUGUUCAGAAAUGGAGAUGUGGACACAUGUGUUACUCAUACCCGAGUAGUUACAGCAACUGCUUUGGGAUAUUUUGCUUCUAAGCUGCCAGUGGGUUCUUUAAAAUAUGUGAUUGAUCCACUAUGGAGCUCUCUAACCUCUUUCUCUGGUGUCCAACGCCAGGUUGCAUCUAUGGUACUUAUUUCUUUGUUCAAGGAGAUUAAGCUCAAGAAUUCGUCCAAAAACCUUGAUGGCCUGGUGCCCUCAAAGGUUGGUUGCUGGACUGUUGGGUAUUGGGCUCCCUUCCUAUGUGGAGAAAAGGCCCAAAAUUUGAGAAGCCCAUGUCUCACUUAAACCUAGUGGAGAGGAGGCUAUAAAAUAAA